AAGAGAACUCAGUAACUUUAACAUCUUGCAGGAACUUCUGUAAUCAAAACAGCUCAACUUUCUGGUGUUUUACAAGCAGCAAUGGUCCCAGGUGACGUCAGCCUGGGUUUCCGAAGGAAUAACUUUCUAAGCAAAGGGCAGCGGUGAAUGGAAGACUCUGAGAUCUGUGCAUUAAUGUGAAGUGUAAGGAAAAAACAACAAGCAACUGCAAGAUCAAUUCACUGUACAUUUAAACGUAUUCCGCAAACAACCCGUUUCAUCAAACUCGGCCCAACAAGUACCCCACAGAGCAGGUUAUGUUAGGUUGCAGUGCAUAAACAGCUUAUAACGCCUGCAAUGCAGUUUGCCAGUUCGGUCGAUGGACAACCGAGUCAUGGAGGAAGGAGUUACGAUCAACUGAACCAUUCUUUACCAUCUUACAGAGAAACAGAUAACUGCACGUGUGGCAUCAACUCAAGCAGCCCCACAGCCCUGAGUGUUUCUCUCCAACUGUGUUGUUUUGUCACAUUGUGGGCGCAUGGUUUGGGAGCAGCUGUCCCCUUUGAAGGCAAGUGUUCCACCUAUCCAGGAAGGUGACCUCGGUAGUCCCGGAGAGCUGUCUGCUCAUCAUUCUUGGACUGGCCCUCGGAGGGAUCGUUCUGGCCAUAGCUCAGAGGGCGGAAUUCCAGCUUGAGCCCAGCAUGUUCUUCCUCUUCCUGCUGCCACCUAUAGUCCUGGACUCUGGCUACUUCAUGCCCAGUCGUCUCUUCUUCGACAACAUUGGUGCCAUUCUCAUGUACGCGGUAGUGGGCACGGUUUGGAACUCUUUUGCAACUGGAAUUGCCCUGUGGGGGGUAAAGCUGAUGGGGCUCAUGGAUCCGCAGGUGGAAGCCGGUUUGAUGGAUUUCCUGCUUUUCGGAAGCCUCAUUUCGGCGGUUGACCCUGUUGCUGUGUUGGCCGUGUUUGAGGAGGUGCACGUGAACGAGACGCUGUUUAUCAUAGUAUUUGGAGAAUCGCUGCUCAAUGACGCUGUCACAGUGGUUUUAUACAAAGUUUUCAAUUCUUUUGUUGAGAUGGGUCCGCGGAACGUCCAGGCUACAGAUUACAUGAAAGGAGUUGGCUCCUUCUUCGUGGUGAGUCUCGGAGGUACGGCUGUUGGCCUAGUCUUCGCCUUCCUGCUCGCACUGAUCACGCGUUUUACCAAGCGGGUGCGCAUGAUAGAGCCGCUCUUCAUCUUCCUGAUUGUGUACCUUGCCCACCUGACCGCAGAGAUGGUCUCGCUUUCCUCUAUACUGGCGGUGACUUUCUGCGGCUUAUGCUGUAAGAAGUAUGUAGAAGCAAAUAUCUCCAACAAGUCCAGGACCACCGUCAAAUACACAAUGAAAACCUUAGCCAGCAGCUCCGAGACCAUCAUCUUCAUCUUCCUGGGAAUCUCUGCGGUGGACACAUCCAAGUGGACGUGGGAUUCAGCUCUUGUCCUCUCCACCCUCAUCUUUAUCCUUGUGUUCAGGGCCAUCGGUGUCGUGCUGCAGACUUGUGUUUUAAAUCAUUUUAGACUCCUCCCACUGGACCGGAUAGACCAGGUUGUGAUGUCUUACGGUGGCCUGCGUGGGGCAGUUGCUUUUGCACUGGUGAUCCUGCUGGACGGAAAGAAAGUCAAGGCGAAAGAUUACUUUGUGGCCACCACAAUAGUGGUGGUGUUCUUCACUGUAAUGUUCCAGGGUCUGACCAUUAAACCUCUUGUAAAGUGGCUGAAAGUGAAGAGACGAGACCACCACAAGCCAACCCUAAAUGAAGAAUUACAAGAGCAUGCCUUUGACCACAUUAUGGCGGCUGUAGAGGAUAUCAUCGGCCACCAUGGUUACCACCAUUGGAGAGACAAGUGGGAGCAAUUUGACAAAAAGUAUCUGAGCCAAUGGCUGAUGAGGAAAUCUGCGUAUCGAAUCAAAGAUGAAAUAUGGGAAGUUUGCUACAAACUGAACAUCCGCGACGCUUUAAGUCUGGCAGAUCAGGGAGGUCAUAUACUGUCCUCCGAUAGACUGUCUUUACCGUCAAUGCCGAGUCGGGCCUCCAUGUCAGAGACUUCUGUGACCAACCUUUUGAGGGAGAACGGCAGCAAGGCCUGUCUGGAUCUGCAGGCCAUUGACACGGUGCGCAGUGGGAGGGACAGGGAAGAUGCCGUCAUGCAUCACGUGCUAAGAGGAGGCUUAUAUAAACCUCGCCGGAUGUGCAAAGCCAGCUACAGCCGCCACUUUAUGACCCAGGACGAGCAGGAGCGCCAGGAAAAAGAGGUUUUCCAGAAGAAUAUGAAGCGUCGGCUGGAGUCUUUCAAAUCCACAAAACACAACAUCUGCUCCUCCAAGUCACGUGUGAAGAAAGAUGGACGCAAGAAGAGAAGAGCAAGUAUAGAACUAGAGACCCGUAAUGGACGACAAAGUAAAGUAGUGAGCUGGGAAAACACCGCAUCUAUCGUGGUGACCGCUGAUUCGGAAGACGAUUGCUCAGAUGUUGAGGUGGAGGAGGACGAGGGUAUAACCUUUGUGGCUCGAGCGACAGAUGAGAUCCUCCACGGUGUUAAAGUCUCAGGAAUGUUGGGCGUCUGCCAAAGUCCACGAAUUGUCCCUCCGUCACCGACCAUGGCGGAGAAAGUGCUCCCAUGGAAAGGGGAACCGGAUGAGAACACCGUCCGCAUCUCCUCUGAGACUACAAAAAUAGUGCCCGUGGACCUACAGAGGUCCUGGAAGCAAAGCAUCUCCUCACUAGAGAGUAUCGGUUCUCCGCCAGCUCCAGACUUUCACUUAGAGGGAGCAAAGUCUUUGAGGCAGGAUGCCCGGAGUCCUCCUAUCCUUCAGACGCUGCCAGAGACAUGUAGCUGUUUCCCUUUUACUAAUUCUCCCUCGCAAGGAGUGAAAAGUCACUUUGACCCCACAGCCCCACAGCAGCAAGAACUUCAGCCAUUAAUGCCUAGAGGAGACUUUUCUUCUGGCUUUAGUCCAGUGUCCAGCAGACACAGCCAUAGUAAGAGACUACUGCAGCUUCAUCGGUCUUCUAAAAUCUAAUACUGUUUUCUAGAUUAGGUCUGGCUAAUAGUAUACCAGAAAUCCGGCCAGGAUGACCGUUGUUGUGGCUGCUGGUCCUCCAAAGUUUCCCUGGACCUAGAAGUACAACCUGCAGACGAAACGUGUCAGCGGUGCUGGGUUGCUCAUGCGUAAGGUGGAAUCUGCUUUUAUUGGAGUACAUUUGGCCAAGUGCGCUGAGCACAACCACUUUCUACAGAGCCAGUAAUGUCUCUUCAUUCAUGGAGCUGAUUUUUAUUGAAGUUUCGGUAACCAAAUCUCACUGUAACAUUUACACUCUCCGAGUUCAUAGAUCAGAGGCCAUUGAUUGAAAUUACUAUUGGGCUCAAAACUUUCCUUACGAACAUACUUUUUGAUGUGCCCGCAGGCACCCCACGGCGACAGCGAUGAAAGUUUGUUUACAUUUAAUGUCUGUAUGAACAGACACUUGGGACGCUUUAGGAAUUUAUACAAUGUGUGGACCUGAUUUCAUUAAGUACAUUUUUAUACGUAUUCUGUACAGGAAUUUACAAGGUAGCAGGUCCUAUAUAGUUGUAUGUUUCUUUAUUUCACCCUCAGCAGAAUUGAAUAAUUAUUUAAUGAGAGAGAGAGAAACUUUUUGUUGAGGAAAAAAAUGUAUGUAGUUUGUUUUACAUAGAGGUGCGUUUGACACCACGAUCUUCUUACAUCAUUAUGAGAGUCACCAGCUUUUUAAUGAUAUAACUCUCAGUCUUUGGCUUCCUGCUGCUUCCAUUACCUUCCUCACAUCAUGUCAUUGCACCUGUCACAUACACCCCUGUCCUCACUGACACAUCAAUCAUCUCCUGAUAUACUCUGUGCUGCUGGGGACCCUGCUCCUUCCACCAUAUAACUCUGUCUGUGGCUUCCUGCUGACUCUAUUCCCCUCCCUUACAUCAUGUCACUGUCCCUGAGACAUAUAGCCCUUUCUGCCUCAACACAUUACUCAUCUCCUGAAAUACUCUGUGCAGCUGGAGGACCCUGCUCCUCCCACUAUAUAACUCUUAGUCUGUGGCUUCCUGCUGCUUCUAUUACCUUCCUCACAUCAUGUCACUGCCCCUGUCACAUACAGCCCUGUCCUCACUGACACAUCACUCAUCUCCUGAUAUACUCUGUACUGCUGGGGGCCCUGCUCCUUCCACCAUAUAAGGCUGUCUGUCGCUUCCUGCUGCCUCUAUUCCCCUUCUUACAUCUUGUCACUGUCCCUGUCACAUAUAGCCCUUUCCUCAACAACACAUAACUCAUCUCCUGAAAUACUCUGUGCAGCUGGAGGACCCUGCUCCUUCCACUGUAUAACUCUCCGGCUGUGGCUUCCUGCUGUCUCCAUUCCCCUCCUCAUAUCAUGUCACUACCCCUGUCACAUGCAGACCUGUCCCCACUGACACAUCACUCAUCUCCUGAUAUACUCUGUGCUGCUGGGGACCCCUGCUCUUCCCACUAUAUAACUCUCAGUCUGUGGCUUCCUGCUCCUUCCAUUCCUCUCCUCACAUCAUGUCACUGCACCUGUCACAUGCAGCCAUGUCCUCAUUGACACAUCACUCAUCUCCUGAUAUACUCUGUGCUGCUGGGGACCCCACUCCUCCCACUAUAUAACUCUCAGUCUGUGGUUUCCUGCUCCCUCCAUUCCCCUCCUCACAUCAUGUCACUGUCCCUGCCACAUGCAGCCCUGUCCUCACUGACACAUCACUCAUCUCCUGAUAUACUCUGUGCUGCUGGGGACCCCACUCCUCCCACUAUAUAACUCUCAGUCUGUGGUUUCCUGCUCCCUCCAUUCCCCUCCUCACAUCAUGUCACUGUCCCUGCCACAUGCAGCACUGUCCUCACUGACACAUCACUCAUCUCCUGAUAUACUCUGUGCUGCUGGGGUACUCCGCUCCUCCCACUAUAUAACUCUCAGUCUGUGGUUUCCUGCUCCCUCCAUUCCCCUCCUCACAUCAUGUCACUGUCCCUGCCACAUGCAGCCCUGUCCUCACUGACACAUCACUCAUCUCCUGCAUGUGUAUAAUGAAUGAAAUCCAUACCAUCCUUUCUGCUGAGAAGUAUAGCAGGCUGUCAGUCCCUCUGUGUCUGCUGCAUUACAGAUGCACUAGAGUUCUAACAUGGCAGCAGCCUUCUGUGGGGGAAAUGAAAAGUGCUCAUGAUGGGAAAAAAAUUUAUGUAUAUUAAUCAGCCCAGCAACACUCAGUAUUUGACUUCUAUUAGUGUCAUACAGUGUCUUCACUUGCUCUUUAAUGAAUGUUUACAGUAUAUACUCGUGGAUAGCGAUAUCUAUGAAUUAGAAUGGACAUGUCUCCUGUAUGAAAGCAGAGCUGUGUGCUUGUAGCACCAGAAUAAACUGCUUUUCUAGCUGGUUACUGGAAUCUGCCCAAAAGGAGAAUCUGGCGUGUGACGGGGUAAUUAACUAAAACCUGAUCUGCCCUCUAUUAUCAAUAAAACACUUUUCUACAUCCCCAGAAAAAAAGCAAAGCCCUGUGAUGAAUCUUGGAAACAGGAGGCCUUUUUUCCCUUUCUCACGCUUUAUAAACCUGUAUUUCUAUGGUGGCAGCAUAUGUAUAUAUAUAUGUAUAUAUGUAGCGCUUUAUAUCUGAACAAUAUUUAUUACAGUAUGAUCUGACUCCAUAUAAACAAUAACGAUUUCCUUUGUGAGAGAAAAUAAGAAUUUACUUACCGAUAAUUCUAUUUCUCGGAGUCCGUAGUGGAUGCUGGGGUUCCUGAAAGGACCA
This is a messenger RNA of Pseudophryne corroboree (corroboree frog), 5776 nucleotides long. RefSeq names its product solute carrier family 9 member A5 (gene SLC9A5). Gene Ontology annotation, molecular function: potassium:proton antiporter activity; sodium:proton antiporter activity. Bases 681 to 3038 code for a protein of 785 amino acids. Gene Ontology annotation, biological process: sodium ion import across plasma membrane; potassium ion transmembrane transport; regulation of intracellular pH. Lineage: Eukaryota; Metazoa; Chordata; Amphibia; Anura; Myobatrachidae. Gene Ontology annotation, cellular component: plasma membrane. The record is from RefSeq and is a predicted model, not a curated record. The transcript has 16 exons.